This is a messenger RNA of Aspergillus versicolor CBS 583.65, 3714 nucleotides long. RefSeq lists its product as uncharacterized. The transcript is spliced from 4 exons. Lineage: Eukaryota; Fungi; Ascomycota; Eurotiomycetes; Eurotiales; Aspergillaceae. Gene Ontology annotation, molecular function: chitin binding; hydrolase activity, hydrolyzing O-glycosyl compounds. The record is from RefSeq and is a predicted model, not a curated record. Bases 1 to 3714 code for a protein of 1237 amino acids. Gene Ontology annotation, biological process: carbohydrate metabolic process.
AUGUGGUUGUUUACAGGCUGGGCUGCCCUAAGUCAGGUGGCCGUAUUGGCCGCAGCAGCUUCAUCCCACGUUGUCAAAGACCCCUAUCUCGCUACUCAGUGGAAUGCCUGCCCGUCGCCGUGUGACAGCGCUGCAUCCACUGGCUGGGACUACUACCACGGCUUGAAGAUUCUCAAAUCUUGCGAAGAGCCAAUGCUUCUGAGUCUAGCCGUCAGCAAUCCCAUUGCCAAUUCUGAUAUGCGGCCAGAUUUGUACGCGUGCUCCUUACCCCGUGGUAAGAGUUUCACAAGUGGAGGUUCUAGUGCACCCAAGUCUACCAAGUACUCGGCGAAGGUGGUUGAGGUAGAGAUCGCGUCGAGUGGUACGCAGGCAAAGGGUUAUGCUCCUCAUGUUGAAGACGCUGCGCGACUGGUGCAGGCACAGUUCGAUCAGCCGGAGGGACAGAACGGAACAAUCGCCUUUGCGUACUCGAAUGGUGUUGUUCUAGGCGCAUACAUUGGGUCCGAGAUGGACAAGAGCAAGGGGAAUAACAUCCUGGGGACCUUCAUAGACAAGCUGCGUCAUGGGGAACUGACCACGUCGGGGUCCAUGAUGCAAGUGUGCAACAACCAGUCCGCAGAUCACAUCCUUGGUAUUGUUUCCGAGGCGAGUACUUCCCCUACCGAAGCUCUGGCCGCUGUCCAGGACGUGUUGUCAACAUGGAACCGGGGAGAUUGUGUGAAGGGAUAUGAUAACACCCGAAAGAUGUCUGCUUCAGUGGGAGAGGCCAUUGUACCGAGUAGCCGACACAGCUCCCAUGCUAGGGCCCACGUCAAGCGGCCGUCUACGCGGGCUGAAGCGGGUGCAGAAUGCAGGACCAUUAAAACCAACCGUGGCGAAGGUUGUCCCGAGCUAGCAAAACGCUGUGGCAUUUCGCCUGCCGACUUUACCAAGUACAACUCGGACAAGAGCCUCUGCUCCUCGUUGCAGGCCGGUCAGCAUGUGUGCUGCUCCUCUGGCUCGCUCCCAGAUUUCUCUCCAAAGCCAAAUGCGGACGGUACCUGUGCAGCACACACGGUUGAAGCCCAUGACGAGUGCAAGGUGCUCGCCGCUAGCAACGGUAUCACGGUGGACGAUAUCAACCAUUGGAAUGCAAAGACCUGGGGCUGGCAAGGUUGUGAUAAUCUCGUCAUCAAUGGGAAAAUAUGCAUGAGCGAAGGAGACCCUCCGAUGCCUGCCGUGGUCAAGAACGCAGUCUGUGGGCCACAAAAGGCCGGCACAAAGAGACCGGACAACUGGGAUGACAUUUCCAGUCUGAAUCCUUGCCCGCUCAAUGCGUGCUGCGAUAUCUGGGGCCAAUGUGGCGUCACACUUGAGUUUUGCUCAGUAUCAAACUCCACCACCGGCGCACCAGGGACAGCAAAAAACGGCACGAAUGGGUGCAUUUCGAACUGUGGGGUGCAUGUACCGCUGAAUAGUGAUGCGCCCAUUGAACCCGCUGUUAUGACAUACUACGAAGCAUUCAACAAUCAACGCCCAUGCUUGACAUUGGCUCCCCAAGCCAUUGAAUAUGAGAGAAAGUACGGCGGGGGUGCCCCUAAUGAGCUCCAGCUCGAUGUUGUAUGGAGCUACAUCCACUUUGCCUUCGCCAACAUCACAGAGGACUUCAAGGUGGACGUGUCGACCGUGAAACACGAAUUCGAGGAGUUUAAAAAGUUGCAGCCGCCUCCUGCAUAUAAGGGAGGACCCAGUAUGAAGGUCCUCUCAUUCGGUGGUUGGUCCUUUUCGACCGACUUGGAUUCGUACGCGAUAUUCCGCAAGGGAGUGACGGAUGCCCAGCGAUCCCUCUUUGCCACCAACGUUGUCGACUUUGCCAAUGAGAACAACUUGGAUGGGUUGGACUUUGACUGGGAAUACCCCGGGGCACCCGACAUUCCAGGGAUCCCUGCAGGCGACCCCGGCGAUGGCAAGAGAUAUCUCCAGUUCUUGAGGGAGGUCCGUGACAAGCUUCCUGAAAAGAAGUCCCUUUCCGUCGCUGUUCCUGCGUCAUACUGGUACCUGAAAGGGUUCCCGAUUAAGGAGAUAUCCGACGUUGUGACAUAUAUCGUGUUUAUGACAUAUGAUCUCCAUGGGCAGUGGGACUGGAACAACCCCAAUGCAGCAGAUGGAUGUGACGGCGGUGGGUGUCUACGGUCUCAUGUCAAUAACACGGAGACUACAAUUGCCCUUUCUAUGAUAACCAAGGCAGGUGUGCCUAAUAACAAGAUAUUUGCCGGUGUUGCCAGCUACGGCCGCUCGUUUAAAAUGGAGGACCCGUCCUGCGAUGGCCCGGAGUGCAAGUUUACAGGCCCUGAAUCCGGAGCCAAACCAGGAGACUGUACCCAAACGGCCGGCUACAUUGCAGAAGCAGAGAUUAAGGACUGGCUGAAAAACAGCGGGGACAACAUUACUACCUACUUCGAUGAAGACAGCCGCUCCUAUAUCUCUUUCUCCCAGGAAGGUAACUGGGUGGCGUAUCUUGACCAGGAGGAGAGAAACCAACGCCUCUGGAGCUGGUGGUAUGACGGACACUUCGCUGGUACAGUGCUCUGGGCAGUCGAUCUGACAGAGUUCGUCUCUCAGAAUCCAGACGGUACUCGCAUCGACCCGCCGAAAGCGAUUAACUGCACCCGGAGCUUUGACAACUUGGACGACCUGGAGUCUGCCACAGGUAUUGAUGACUAUUGCAUGAACAUAUACCUCCUGCAGGCCUUGUCUGGAAACCUCACAGCAACACUGGACGUCUACCAGGACGAGCUGGACAACAACUACGACGAAAAGUUUGGCUGGUACGAGGAGGCAAUCAGAAAGUCGGCUCCCCUUUCCCUGUCACACUUUUCGAGGGCGAAUGCCUCCAACUACUUCGACUGUAUUAUCGACCAGGACGGGACGAACCAUACUGACCUGGGCUGCUUCUCGACUACGGGGGCAUACGGGUCUGUGUACUGGAUUGCACGCGACAAGCCCCAGUUCGAGAAGGAUCUGUUUACAGUCACUGGGAUCUCAGCAGAUUGGCUCACGUAUGAGCCCUACCGCGAGGAGGAGCAUAGCCCUAGCACUGGGAGCUACUGGCAUGUCGGUUAUUCUGGAGUGCCCCAUUUGAAGGAUGAUUUCAAAAUCAACAACCCCAAGGACGUGGUUUCCAAACGGCUCUCAAGUAUUACCGAUUUCCACACCAAUUUCGACUUCACUGCCUUCCUCGCCAAUGAGACCAUGUACAUGGGCGACAUGAGCGACGCCGUGGACGGCGCGUCGUUGGCAGUGCUCAUGAUAUCCGCGUCCGUCACUAGCAUGUCGCAGGUUGCAGACGCCGGGCAAGACUAUGAGGAUGAGAAGAUCAAAAACAUCAUUCUUCUCUUCCUCACCGGUGUUCUCUUCCUGAUUCCUGGUCUCGAGGAAGGCGCCGCGGCUCUGGAGCUCGCGGAAAUUGCCAACAUUCUUAGACUGGUUGGGACGGCUGGUGAUGUCGCAAUGGGUGCAUACGAUGUUGUCCAGGCAAAGGACAAUGCGCCUGCAGCUGUAUUCGGAGCGUUACUCGGUGGACUUGGUGCGCUGAAUAUGGUGAAAGCCCCUGAGAGCUUCGGCAUUGCGGCCAAGGCAAGAAGGGGGAUGCCUUCUGCACAAGUCGAAGCGUUGGGACCAGAGGUUAAAGGAGGGUUUGCUCAGAUUGAUAAGCUGGUCAAGGCGUGCUUUUAA